Molecule: messenger RNA, 615 nt
Organism: Saccharomyces paradoxus
Lineage: Eukaryota; Fungi; Ascomycota; Saccharomycetes; Saccharomycetales; Saccharomycetaceae
Gene: TSR2
Product: Tsr2p
Exons: 1
Coding region: 1-615 (204 amino acids)
Biological process (GO): maturation of SSU-rRNA from tricistronic rRNA transcript (SSU-rRNA, 5.8S rRNA, LSU-rRNA)
Cellular component (GO): nucleus
Source: RefSeq, a predicted model, not a curated record
AUGAGCACACAAUAUAUCGAUGAGACAGCAUUCGUUCAGGCUGAACAGGGUAGAACCAAUUUAAUGUUCCCCAAUGAAAAGCAACAGGCUCGAUUUGAACUAGGUGUUUCCAUGAUGAUUUAUAGGUGGGAUGCCUUGGAUGUUGCCGUAGAGAACAAUUGGGGCGGUCCAGACUCGGCUGAGAAGAGAGACUGGAUUACGGGAAUUGUUGUGGGCCUUUUCAAGAAUGAAAAAGUGGUUGACGUUGCUUUGAUUGAGGAAACGUUACUUUAUGCAAUGGUUGAUGAAUUUGAAACUAAUGUAGAAGACGACUCGGCUUUACCGAUUGCCGUGGAGGUUAUUAACAUAUACAACGAUUGUUUCAACUUCAAUUAUAAUAAGGUAGAAAAGCUGUAUUUGGAAUGGCAAGAAAAGCAGAAAACAAAGAAAUUAAAAAGAGUUGUACAUAUUGAGGGUGAUGAUGACGAUGAUGAUGAUGGAGAGGAGUGGGAUGACGAGGAUGAAGAUGAAGAGAUGGAUGAAAUUGUGCCAGACUUGGUAUCAUCUAAACCUGAACCAAUUGUUGACGACGAUGGCUUUGAAUUGGUUCAACCAAAGGGAAGAAGAAAGCACUAG